GGGAUUUGUAGUUCUCAAUCUAUCCAGAGAGGUUUGCAGCUCUUGAGAGCACGGAAGAAGAAUUUGACAUUUAGCAUGAGUAUACCCAAGAAAAUAUUUAAAACAGAGCAAUUCCAAAGACAUUGCUGUGUCCCGUUUUGUUCGGCUUCCUCCAAAUGUAAUAGUUUUCAUUCUUUUCCUACCGAUUCCGACUUGAGAAAACAAUGGCUGAUAAACAUACGGCGUGAUCCAUACACAGUUACCGCUCACACCAAAGUUUGCAGCGGACAUUUCACUUCUGAUCAGCUCAUAGAGCCAAGCAUCUCUGAAAGGUGGUCGGAGGCUGGUUAAAGGUGCUGUACCAACAUUGUUUGAAUGGAAUAUCUGUGAAGGUAAAACAGAACCACCGCCUCCUCUACAGGUACAAGAAUGGCCCAGUUUACAGAAGGACCAUAAUUACUGCUUUAUCCCCGGGCCCCCUGCAAAGAAAAGGUCAUCAUCUUCUAAAUUGGACAUGUCAAUAUCAGCAACAGAAGACCAGUCUAAAUACGUGAAGAACCUGAGGAAAAACAUUUGGGAGCAAUUUAUCAAGCAAGAGUUUUGUUUACAACGGUUUGCAGGCUCUGAUGAAGACAUCCAGUUUUAUACCAGAUUUCCAAGCUACAAACAUUUGAUGGCAUUUUGGUUCUUGAUUGAGCCUUGGAUUCAUAAAAUGGUCAGGAUGUCAAGAGCUAAAUUAGCUGCCAAGGGAAAUGAAGAAAUGAUGAUCUCUGCAUCAGAGAGGCAGCAUCUUCAACCUGUUGACGAGUUCUUUCUUUUCCUCAUUUUUCUGUCACUUGGUAUGAAAGAAAGGGACCUUGCAAUUCGAUUCAACACUCACCAGUCCAUCGUGAGCCGCAUUAUUGCAAUGUGGACAAAUUUUCUUUUCACUGUUCUGGGGUCUCAGUGCAUCUGGCUUACACGGCAGAAAGUCCAAGCUUAUCUCCCUGAGGAAUUUAUGGAUUUCCCUGACACCCAGGUGAUCCUGGACUGUACAGAGCUGAUGUGUCAAAUGCCAUCUUCACCUCUUCCCCAGAGGGACAUGAACCCCUCUCACAGCUCCCUCUGCACUAUGAGAGCCUUGGUUGGCAUAGCUCCACACGGUGCUGUAACAUUCAUCUCUGAUCUAUAUAGAGGUUCAUUCAGUAUUAGCGAGCUAUUCAAACGCUCUGGCAUUGCUGAAAACUUGACCGAAGACAUGGCAGUGAUGGUAAAUAAGGGCUUCCUGAUUAGGGAUUGUUGUGAGUGUAAAGUGUACUCCCUUUCUUUUCUGUCCAAGCACCCAGGAGACCAGGCCACAGCAAGACUCAAAAUGCAUGUGGAGCAAGUCAUUGGGAGGGUAAAACAGAAUAAACUUUUUCAUGGCAUUGUCUCUCUGUCACAGGCCUACAGCAUUAACCAGCUGUUUGUAGUUGCAUGUUUGCUGUCAAAUUAUCAGAACACUGCUUUAGUUAAUAAAGUGGUUCAUUGAGGAUCUGUGGGCUUAAGCCACAAAAUGACCACAAAGAUUUGAUCUACGAAGUUGUGAAAAAAACUACUUGCAACAGAUAAAUUUCUGUCGCUUGAGUUGAAAGCAGACAAGAAAACUGAUUCUGUUGUGCUGCUAAAUUAGUUCUUGAAAGAUAGUUGGAACUCAUUCUGUGUUGAGAAAUGCUUUAUGUUAGAUAUGGUUUUGCAGUUUGGCAUUGUAUUCUUCACUAAGUUUGACUAUUGUUUGAAUUAAACUAGUUUUUAUGUUUUGAAUUUGAAGCAGACUGAUGUGAAUUGGAUUUAUUUCAUUAAAGUUUUGGUUGCUGAAUUGGAAUAUUUGAUAGAAAUUCUAUACUUGUCUUGUCAAAUGCAUUGAGAUUAUACUACAAAAAAGCUAAAUAAAAAAUACUGUACUAAGGUAAUUGAAAUAAUUUGUAAAGUUCAUCUCUUAAAAUCCUGUGUUUAACUGCAGAUCCAUGUUUUGUCAUCAACGAUCAUAAAUAAAAAUAUGUAGCAUAAAAUAAGUGAUUUCAUAAAUAUUCACUUACUGAAAGUGACUGACCUAAUUCAACAGAGGUCCAAUUGGCCCAAUUGGUGCUAGUAGUCUCACAAUGAGAGAAAUGGAUAUCACCUGAUUGCUGUGAUUGUAUCUCGAGUCAUUGUAAUAGAAAGGAAUCUUUUUUCACUUUGACAUUAAAGUUGUUUUUUUUUUUUUUGUUUUUGUUUUUGUCACAAAAGCCAAAUUUCUUUGAGUCAAAUUUUAUAGCUUUCUAAAAGUAAUAAAAAUGGAUAUAAUAUUCAAAGAGGUGAAUACUUUUUAUAGGCACUAAAAGCUUUGGGGUUUAUCUGAUUAAAUGUACUUAAAUUAAAAGGUGUAAAUUGUAUUUACAUAAGUAUUUUGUUGGUCUCACAUAACUGCAUGAUUAAUUCAGUGGCCUACACAACAUGUAAAUCCAUUUCAAGCUUCUGAAGCUUUGCUUCAAACAUAUUUUUAGCAUUGUUUUGGUGACUAACACACCCUGCAAACAUAUGAAACACAUUUGUUAUUAGUGCUGUCACUGUUUACAUGUAAAAAUUGAAUAUGCAGAAAAUUCUCGUGCUGAGUUUUGCAUAAUAAGCAGUUCCACUGUGUGAAACAGUACCUGCUACCUAACGAGAUUAAUCAAAAAGCUUAAGCUGAAAAAAAUUAGGAUGUAGAUUUUAAAUUUAACAUCACCUUCAUGGAAAGAACCCAAUAGGAGCAUGGUUCAGUGCCAUGGUUACUGAUCCAUCUUUUGAAAAAGAGACCUUUUGUUUAGUGUGCCUUCAAACCGCUACUACAACAAUUUUGAUGAAAUAACCUUAAUAACUGCAAUACCAAAUUGAUUUAUGUGGUCAGUAUGAACUUUAAAUUAAAAAAAUGUUGUCAUUUAUGAAAUUAUUCAAAUGGUUAGACUUGAUAUGUUUUUAGUUACGUUUUUGACAAUGCUCCACUGACUUGAACCCCAUGAAUGGGACAAACAACUUCUCACAUCUACACAUUUAGUGUGUGUGGUGACUCACUUUUCCUCAUUGUCCUGCAGCACUAUGUUCUCACUGACUUCUCCUGAAAAAAAACUAUUUUUAGUGAACACUGAAUAAAAUCACAAAUACAAGUCUCAUUAGGAUUGUUUCUGCUUCUGGGGCCAUGACCCCAGUCAUGUAAUGAAAUCCCAAGUGUAAUCUUAAGAUCAUUUUAAAAACCAUUUGUUAGAAGGCAAACUGGAGAAAAUAGUAAACACUUAGAAAACACGGCCAGAAGUAACUGUCCAAAUAUUGGCACAUAUGCAGUCUGUCAAUUAUGGCUGCAUGAUAUUAGAAGAUCAUCCACUGAGAACAUUGUUUUUAAAUAUUAUGAUAAUGAUGAUGCCAGUCGCAAUACAUUUGAAUUUUGUCCACUCCUGCCUUUCCCUGAUCUAAAUCCCAUAGUGAAUCUGCAGAAUAUUGUCAAGAGGAAGAUAAAAAAAAAACCAGAUGCGACAAUGCAGAUAAGCUGAAAGCCACUAUUAAGCAAUCUGCAGUGGGAGUUCUUGCCACAGGAGGCCAACUCUUAUAUUGGGUGAAUAUAAUGUAGAGUACCAGGACAUACUUUUCUCUAGGCAGACAUUUCUGUUUUGAAACCCCUCUUCUUUGUAUCUUUUUGUAAUACAAACUUUUAAAAACCUGAUUUUUUGUUUUUGUUUUUUGUAAAUUAUAAUCAAAAUAAUAACGAAAGUAACAGAAAUAGAACUGUUAAAUCAGGUGUGUCCAUCCAUCCAUCCAUUACUCUGUGUAUCUACAUGAAUUACUAAAGUAAGCUUCCAAUGUACCAUCACAAUAAUGUUUUAGAUUCUAUUUGUGUUUUAGUUUCUAUAUGCUUUAAAAAAUAAAUAAAUAAAUAUGAGGAAGUGAACACAUAGCCUAAACUAAAAGCAGGCAGUCUCUGUAUCUCAGGUCAGGGCAAAAAACAGGCAAGACACUAUUGGAUAUUUUUAAAAGGACAUUUUCCUCGUCAACUUACAUAGAAGGCUACUUACUCAUUCUCAUCACAAAAGUACAGGAACAUACGGUUUAAACUUUAAGGCCCCCGAUUUAUGUGACAACAUGACCGUUUCUUUCUGAGAUAUCUUUCUCUUUCAUGUUGAAUAAAUAUCAGGGAUUUAAAUUAAAUAUUUUAGUUUUAAGAAAAGGGAGAGAGACAAACCAACAACUAAGUUCUUCUCUUGGCAGGGGAUAUUGGUAUUGCUACCACCACCUACACUGGACGGUUCCAUACUAGGAAAACAUUCAAAGCGGCCUAUGAUGUGCUCUUCCAUUUAAUCUGGGAUUUAUUUGUGGUUGGCUAAGCAUCAAUAUAUAUUCAUAUUUAUACAUAUCCACACACAGUGUAUAUUGAUGAGCACCACAGGUUUUAUCUUUUCCAGUGGAAUCCAAAUGUGACCAAGAUACAGCGCCUGUGUCCAGGAAGCAAUAAAUAGUUUAUAUUUCCCAGGAAGAAGGAAAUCUUCCACCUCCAGGAAGAGAAAAAUAGGCAAGUGGUUUUAAAUUAAGCCUGUUUAAAUGGUGUUCUUAGUGACAUUUGCACUAAGCAUAUAAUACAAACUGACAAGACUUUAGGUAACAGUAUUAGGUGUCAAAUUUAUGUUAUUGGAGCUGAGAAUGUGAGAUCUCAUAGUUUGGGUCGUUUAUGUUUUCUACAUAAAUGCAGUUUUAAAGCCUUGUUCAAAUCAGUUCUCCAUUUUCAGAAUCUUUCAGGAUCAACCCAGGCACCAAGACUAUACUUCAGAAGAUAAAUAUAUUUAGCAUUAAAAGUUAGUCAUGCUAGUACUCUUGUGCUAAUUAUGUUUUCUUAUUAAAAUGUAAUACUUCUAACAUGCCAACUAAGCAAAGUAAGCCAGUCUGACCUAAUAAAUGAAGAAGUAAUUAUUUCUAUCAUUAAUUUUUUGCUCUUUGUUUUCACACGUCUUAGAAAAUACUCCAAGAUGCAAUUUUCUUGUGUUUGCCUAUCUCUUUGCCGGCCACUCAAAGUCUGAAUUGUCACAACAGCUGAACAGAUGGUCACUUGUCCUGAUCCUGGUUCUGUUGGAGGUUUUUUCUUCUUAAAAUUGAGUUGAUUCUCUUCACUAUCCCUUAGUGCUUGCUCCGGAUUAGUUAGACCAUGGAAGUAAGAUUUCAAUGCAAUCUGAUGGAUUUGACAUUUAAUGAUCCACUGAAUCUGGCUGUAGUAAUGUGAGUCCACUGCCUUGCACUGUACAUAACAGGAUUUAAAUUGGGCCUAUAAUUUGCUUUGACAUGACUAAUCUUAACUAGAGCAAUAUAAAUUAAUUUAAUUGGGAAAAGACAAGCAAAUGUGCUGGACGGUUAACACUUUUAUUGCAAGAUUAAAUAUCAAGAUAAAUACUUUCAGUUAAAUUUUAAGGUCUUGCUUAAAAAAACAAUUUGCUUGUCUGCACUAGUAAAAUACUGGCAGUAGUUUUAUUGCAUUUCAUUUUCACACAGUCAUGUUUAGAAGUUGAUGAACCCCUGGUAGAAUACAGGUGACAGGCAAGACACUGAUGAAGUGGAGUUUAAUCAAGCAAA
Messenger RNA from Xiphophorus hellerii (green swordtail), 5565 nucleotides. RefSeq lists its product as uncharacterized. The transcript has 3 exons. The record is from RefSeq and is a predicted model, not a curated record. Bases 494 to 1489 code for a protein of 331 amino acids. NCBI's taxonomy places the organism in Eukaryota, Metazoa, Chordata, Actinopteri, Cyprinodontiformes, Poeciliidae.